Molecule: messenger RNA, 1387 nt
Organism: Trichoderma virens Gv29-8
Lineage: Eukaryota; Fungi; Ascomycota; Sordariomycetes; Hypocreales; Hypocreaceae
Exons: 2
Coding region: 419-1276 (285 amino acids)
Biological process (GO): D-ribose metabolic process; pentose-phosphate shunt, non-oxidative branch
Cellular component (GO): intracellular membrane-bounded organelle
Molecular function (GO): ribose-5-phosphate isomerase activity
Source: RefSeq, a predicted model, not a curated record
CAUCACGUCUCGGUCGGUCCACUAAAUCUGCUGUUCCAGUGCAGAUUUGCCAAAUCGCAUCGUUGCUUGGCCGGUACCUCAUCCAAUCCUCCUCAAGUGCGGUAUAUACAGUAGUACCCGGUACCCUAAGCUAAAGCUACCUACCUCCCAUUACACCGGGCGGUUCCCCAUGAGGAGCUCUAUUUUUCGCGGAGCCAACAACUUCGGGACUCUUAAUAGACCUGCAACGCGGAUCCCAGCUUCACCUUUCACUUCCGCAGCCCAUCUGAACAAAGCCUUGUAUUCCGUUAAACGUGCGCCUUCAGCACGCACCAGCACACAGUUCCUGUACUCCGCAGAAACCCUACCCUGCAGCAGCAGCCGCAUCUCAACCCGGGGUCGUAUAUCAGCAUCACCCUCAUAUCCUCCAAUUCGAACAAUGGCUGCCAGUGCAUCCGAUGUCGCAGCUCUGAUCGAGUCUGCGAAGAAGGCUGCCGCCUUCCAAGCCGUAGAGGACCACCUCUCUCCCACUGACAAGUUCGUCGGAAUUGGAUCCGGUAGCACUGUCGUCUAUGUGGUGGAAGCUAUUGCGGCCAAGGGGCCGAGCUUCUCUGCUAACAUGACGUUCAUUCCUACAGGCAGCCAGUCCAAGGGCCUGAUUAGAGCAGCUGGAUUGAGGCUUUGCAACUUGGACGAGCGCCCUGUUAUCAACGGCGUGUCUGUUGCCUUAGAUGUUGCCUUUGACGGUGCAGAUGAGGUAGAUGAGGAUCUUAACCUCAUCAAGGGAGGAGGCGCAUGCUUGUUCCAGGAGAAGCUUGUCGCCGUAGCGGCUAGAAAGUUUAUUGCAGUUGCGGAUUCUCGCAAACAAUCACCCCGGUUGUGCACCAAGUGGAAGACUAUUCCUAUCGAGGUCCUCCCCCUCGCCGCUCCAGAUGUUUUGAACCGUCUCAAAGCCAUGGGUUCCCCUAACCCUGUCGUCCGCUCUGGGCUACCUAGCAAAGCCGGCGAGUGCGUGACCGACAACGGCAUGUGGAUCAUCGAUGCUCCUUUCCCGCCGUUGCUACUGCCCAAGGAUCUGACGGCAGAGGUGGACGGCACGGGCAAGAACGGAGCUUGGGAAAUCGGAAGGCUGGCUGAGGAGCUGGUCAAGCUUCCUGGCAUUGUCGAGAUUGGCUUGUUCCACGGGUUCAAUGGAGUUCAAGCUGUUGGUCUGGGCAAGGAAUUCCAAGCACAGAAGCCAGUUGCAGCUUACUUUGGUACACCGAGUGGCGAGGUCCAGGUACAGAAUGCAGCAUAGGGGAACAUAUAAAAAAAAAGAUGGAAUCAAGCAUUUAAAAGGGGGUGAAUAAACAUGCAUGGACAGAAAAAACAAAUCACAAAAUCUCUUUCUCUUCCACUAUCGGGAGAC